Molecule: messenger RNA, 1326 nt
Organism: Phycodurus eques (leafy seadragon)
Lineage: Eukaryota; Metazoa; Chordata; Actinopteri; Syngnathiformes; Syngnathidae
Gene: nqo1
Product: NAD(P)H dehydrogenase, quinone 1
Exons: 7
Coding region: 152-1156 (334 amino acids)
Cellular component (GO): cytosol
Molecular function (GO): NAD(P)H dehydrogenase (quinone) activity
Source: RefSeq, a predicted model, not a curated record
UCUUCCGCUUGUGUGUAGUUCAGUAAGUCUGGGACACGUUUGCUCCAUCUCAUGUCCAAUCUAACCAGGUUUCUCACGCAAAGAGGGCUACAGGGUGUAUAAAAGCCACAAGAAGCUGAGCUACAGCGCAUACUGAUCCAGCAGACACAACAUGGAAGCGCCGCCCGAGGAGGAGAAUUGGAGGGAUGAACAGCAGCAAGCAGCGGAAGACUCUCGGGUCUUUGAACCAGAAGAGGUUGAAUCUCAGAAAACGGUCCUGAUUGUGUAUGCCCACCAGAGCUUGGGCUCAUUCAACCAAGCAGUCCGGGAUACGGCCGCUAAGGAGCUAUCAAUGCAAGGCUAUCGGAUCAUCGUGUCGGACCUUUAUGCUAUGAACUUCGAAGCCAACUCCACACAGGAUGACAUAAUUGCUGUCUUUACUGUUAAUGUCACUGGAGAGAGCCUCAUUAUGUUGUUGGAAUACACCAGAGGCAUCUGUGAGCUGAAGUGCCAGGGUGAUUUAAAGAAUCCAGAGCUUUUCCAGUAUGGAGAGGAGACAUUGCACGCCUGGAAGGAGGGUCGCUUAAGUGAAGACAUUGUGGCCGAACAACGUAAAGUCGAAAAGGCUGAGCUCAUCAUCUUCCAGUUUCCUUUAUACUGGUUUAGUGUACCUGCCAUCAUGAAGGGAUGGAUGGACCGAGUGCUGACCCAGGGCUUUGCUUUCUCCCUGGAAAAGAUGUACAAUAACGGUAUUUUCAAGGACAAGAAAGCAAUGUUGUCCUUUACAACUGGAGCUACAGAAUCAAUGUUUCGCCCCGAUGGCAUCAAUGGAGACAUUAAUGUUGCACUGUGGCCUCUACAGAAUGGCACUCUGCACUUCUGUGGAUUUCAGGUCCUUGCUCCUCAGAUUUUCUGGGGUCCAGCUCAUUGCCCUGCUGUAGUUCGAGCUGCAAUGCUAGAAGAGUGGAGUGUGCGGCUCAAAGGACUGCUGCUUGAGAAGUCUCUGACUUUUGCACCAUCUGAAUGGUUUGACCUCACCUUUGAACAGGGGUUCUUGCUCCGAACAAAGGUGAAGGAGGAACAGAUGUCCAAUGCCUACGGGAUCACCACGGGACACCAUCUUGGCAAACUACUCCCGCCUGACAAUCAGACCAAAGCACAGCUCACAGAUGAAUAAAGCUCGUCAGUACAUGCCUUUAAUCACAGAUGGCUGUAACUCCGAAUAAAAUGUGCACGUGAAAGAGAGUCGAAGAAUCGCUCUAAUCAAUUUCCUGCACUGUUACUCUACUGGUGCUACUUCUUUUUGAAUGUAUUUAAUUUGAAUAAACAUAGUACAUUUAGUUAUCA